Cygnus atratus (black swan) is the source of this 2057-nucleotide messenger RNA. RefSeq names its product Parkinsonism associated deglycase (gene PARK7). Bases 1197 to 1766 code for a protein of 189 amino acids. Gene Ontology annotation, biological process: protein deglycation, glyoxal removal; guanine deglycation, glyoxal removal. NCBI's taxonomy places the organism in Eukaryota, Metazoa, Chordata, Aves, Anseriformes, Anatidae. Gene Ontology annotation, molecular function: protein deglycase activity. Gene Ontology annotation, cellular component: nucleus; cytosol. The transcript is spliced from 7 exons. The record is from RefSeq and is a predicted model, not a curated record.
CCCGGGGGUUGGCGGGCGGGGAGCCGGCUGCCGGCUGCCCUUCGCGGAGGGUGUGGGGUUCGCGAGGCCGAUUAGAGAGGUGCCGGGAGGCCCGGAGGCCUGCCGGGAUGUCUUGGAGCCUGGCGGCGGUCGCGGGCGGGGUGAGAAGGUCGCUUUCUUGUCCUCCUGGCUGAGCUAAUGACCCGAAAAUAUCUCUUGCCUGUGGUAACUGCUGGUCAGGACAUUGGAAAGUGAUUUUUUUGUUCUUGUAGUCGGUUUUUUUUUUCUAGUCAGCCUUUCUAGAGUUUGUGAUUCAGCCAUCUGCCAAAAGCUACCAUCUUGAGCAAAUUGCAUGUACUGCGCAGGGGAAUAUAUUUAGCUUAAAGAUUUGGGGCAGCCUGUGCUCUUGCUGGCGCUGAGAAGCAAACAGACUUGUAUUUGAUGUGCGUAGAUAGCCUGUUCAGUGAAAUGGCUGCAAUGUCUGCAUAGCUUGGUUCUACCUUCUCAGAAAGCUUAAGGUUACCCUAGUAGUAUUUACGGCAUGACAGGUAUUCACAUAUGCACCCCCGUAUCGGAACAGUACUAAAACUGAGGAAUCUGUCAGUAUAUCAGAAUAAAUGUCCAAGGAUGGUAGGGAAAGGUUAGGGAAAAGAGUAAAGGUUUCAGGAUCAGAUGCCUGUUUGCAUCUAAAGAGCCAAUGAAAGAGAGGGAUACAAACUACUUACCUAGAGUAUUUUUCCCCAUUUAUAAGUAGAUGCAGUAUUUCUGCAUUGUGGCUAUUCAAGGUGUCUGAUUCUAGUUAGUCAAAUCUGUAAGAAAAAUUGUCACAGUAAGCAUACACCAUCCAGAAGAGCUCCUGCAUAUCUCUGGGCUGUCCAGAAAUCAUUGCUGAUGAUGUGACUUCAGUGUACUUGCUCAGUUGGCCUUGUGUUGGACAGUACAUAAAACCUCACUAAAAGUGGGAUUUGACACUCUGAAUUUGCCUGCUGAGGCUGGUUCUCCAUGCUGGAGAGCAUUCUGCUGUAUGCUAUUGCAUUCUAGAAAUUGUCUUUCAAAAAGAGGCUAACUGUAAGGACAAAACCUGAAAAUACAUGAAGUUGAAGCAGGCUGAGGGGAUAGUUUUCUUUGGUGAAGACAACUAAGUGUGGAUCUCAUUUGAGAAGAACUUCCAGCCUCUUUUUUCACUGACUUCUCACUCAACAGCAGCCCCUUAAGACAUGGCCUCAAAAAGAGCAUUGGUAAUUCUGGCAAAAGGGGCAGAGGAAAUGGAAACUGUAAUCCCCACUGAUGUUAUGAGAAGAGCUGGGAUCAAGGUGACGGUUGCAGGCCUAACAGGAAAAGAUCCAGUGCAGUGCAGUCGAGAUGUCUUCAUUUGUCCUGAUGCCAGUCUAGAAGAUGCCAGAAAAGAGGGGCCUUACGAUGUCAUUGUCCUGCCUGGAGGCAACCUCGGUGCUCAAAACUUGUCAGAGUCUUCUGCUGUUAAAGAUGUUUUGAAGGAUCAGGAAAGCAGAAAAGGCCUGAUAGCUGCUAUAUGCGCAGGUCCUACCGCCCUUCUGGCACAUGGGAUAGGGUUUGGAAGCAAAGUCACAACGCACCCUUUGGCCAAAGACAAAAUGAUGAAUGGAGCUCACUACUGCUACUCCGAGAGCCGCGUGGAGAAAGAUGGGAACAUCCUCACCAGCCGUGGCCCUGGUACCAGCUUUGAGUUUGGGUUGGCCAUUGUUGAAACACUGAUGGGGAAGGAAGUGGCCGAACAGGUGAAGGCACCCCUAAUAUUGAAAGAGUGAAGAGUUGGUGUGGGACAGGGAUUAGAACAAUUUCAGAAGGAGAGUCUUAUCCUUUGUAGAAUAACAAAAAGAUGCACUGUUGUAAAUCCUAUUUAAUUGUGGUUGAAAUUAGCAGCAGUACUCACCUAUAUUGGGACGUCUUGCAAACUAAUGGUCUUUAUUCCUGGAUCCUGUUAGCAAAAAGCUUUAUCACUAAAAAGAAGCCAGCUUUUAAUAAUCUUAUCUCUUGGAUGGCAUUUAAAAAAUCACAUGGACAAAUUUUUAGUGAUAAAUAAAAAUGAAGCAACUCUG